Molecule: messenger RNA, 561 nt
Organism: Rhodamnia argentea
Lineage: Eukaryota; Viridiplantae; Streptophyta; Magnoliopsida; Myrtales; Myrtaceae
Product: dirigent protein 2-like
Exons: 1
Coding region: 1-561 (186 amino acids)
Source: RefSeq, a predicted model, not a curated record
AUGGCUCACUCCGACAUAAUCUUCUUCAACCUCUUUCAAUUCUUCUGCUUCUUCAACAUCUUAAUCACUGCAAAAUCGGAGACCUUAUUUGUCCGGAAAUUAUCGCCAUCACUCAAGAAGCUGACCCAUCUUAGCCUUUAUCUCCACGACAUCCUCACCGCGCAACACCCGACGGUUGCAAUCGUCCCCCAGGCCGCAUCGACUAACCAGUCGCAGAGCUCCUUCAUUGCUGUCGUGGUCUUCGAUGACCCACUGACCAUGAGCCCCGAUCCAAGCUCAAGGCUUGUUGGGAGGGCCCACGGUGUGUAUGUGUUGUCGCUACCAGACCUCAGCCUCACAGCGACGAUCAACUUGGCUUUCACCAAAGGGGAAGACAACAGGAGCACCUUGAGCGUGCUAGGGCAAAGCCGGAAUCUCGCUCGGCUGAGGGAGCUUACGGUCGUCGGAGGAACCGGCGUUUUCCAACUGGUUCGCGGUUACAUUCAAGUGAGCACUUACUCCUAUGAUGCGAAGACGAAGAAUGCUGUUUUGAAGUACGAUGUGUACUUGCAACAUUAUUGA